UUUAGGCGGGUUAUUGUUUAUUGCUGGGAACCGUUAUUAGAAAGAUUACGCGAGAUAUUGUACAAAUUAUUGUUUUACUUAAAUCUUUUUGUGCUAAAUAAUAAAUUUUAUAAGAUGCCGAAAACUAAUGCCGAAAUGUGCCGUCAAUAUCGACGCAAAAAAAAUAAAAAUAAAAUUAAAAUUAAAAAAAAAACAGGAAAAAGUUCAACAGAACGUAGUCGUGAGUUUCGAGCGCGUAAAAAACAAUUAUUGAACAAUCAAAAUAGAUGUUCAAAUAUAAGUGUUAAUGUGACUGAUGUAAUAAAUGAGCAACCGCAACUAAGAAUGACUAGUAACCAAUUAUUAGUGACUGUUAACUGCAAAAUGGAGAAACCAGCCGAGGAUUCCGCAGUAGAACGCCUCAUAGAACCCAAGGUGGAAAUGCUGGACCCUCUAGAUAUCACAGAUGUCUGCGAUGACAACAAGGUCUCUAUCAUACCCAAAGAAGAGCUAUCCUACUCCAGUCUAAACUUGGAUAUAGAUUUGAAUUGUGACGAGAGAGCUGCCAAAGUUUUCCGGCCCAUUAAAACAGAAACAACAUUAUGUAAAGAAAUAGUACAUUUACAAAAAGUUAUGAAGUCUGAUAAUGGGGAAACUUCAAAUAUGGAUACAGAUGUGUCUUCGAGAACUAUGGCAAUAUAUAUUAAACCGGAGCCGGGUGAAGCGAGUAUAUCCGCGAAUAUUUCACCAACUCUUGGAGGUGGUCUUACUUACUCUUCGGCGCACGUCGCGCGAACUCACAAAACUCACUCGGGCGUAAGCCCCCAAAACACAUGCAAAGAUACUUUAGUAGUGUUUAAGAGCUCUGACAAUGCUCAGAAACAAUACGCGUGCAAGCAAUGCGAUAAGAAAUUUGCACGAAAAAGUCGCUUAACUGACCACAUGUUCACUCACACUGGCGAGAAGCCUUUCAACUGUUCCGUAUGCGAUAAAAAUUUCUCACUAAAAACUGGUUUAAAGAGCCACAUGAAAACUCACUCUACCGUCAAACCGUUCAGUUGUAGCCACUGCGAUAUGAAAUUCGCGCGCAAAUGCUAUUUGACAGUGCACACGAUGACGCACACUGGCGAGAAACCGUUUGACUGUAAGCUAUGCGACAUGAAAUUCGCUAUGAAGGCGAGUUUGCUGAGCCACACGAGGACUCACACAGGCGAGAAGCCAUACGCAUGCAAUCUGUGCGGUAUGAAAUUCACACAUAAAAGCACAUUAAAAUGCCACAUGAAGUUCCACACGGGCCACAAACCGUACGAGUGUCAUUUAUGCGAUAUGAGGUUCGCUGUGAAAGCAUAUUUGACGGUGCACAUAAGAACGCACACUGGCGAGAAGCCAUUCGAAUGCCCGCAGUGUAAAGAGAGAUUUGCCAGAAAAUGCCACUUGAAUGAGCACAUUAUAACGCACUCUGGCGAGAAGCCGCACGCAUGUAACCAGUGCGGCAAGAAGUUUGCACGGAAACGUCAUUUAACCGCGCAUAUAAUUACGCACUCCGUUAAAAAGCCGUACGAAUGCAAACUCUGCUUCAUGACAUUUGUACGCAAAUCUCACUACAAUGGUCACAUGAAAACGCACACUUUCGAGAAAUAUGUAUGCAGCAUAAAGUUUGGACAGACACCGAACGCAAAUGUUGAGAUACCCUCAGCGCCGGAAACUAGUGAAUUGGACCUCAGUUGCGUUAAAAAAGAAUGGGAAGUUCCCAUAAUGUAAAAGAUUACCUUACAUACGAAUUUUUCUAAGUUAUGUGCGUUUUGAGUAAUUAAAAUAUCACUUGUAAUGUUCUCAAAGGUGUGUGGAGUCCACCGAUCCGCACUGGGCCAGCGUGGUGGACAGCCUUAACCGGAUCUCCUCACAGAAAAGUAUUCUUAUAGAAAAGUCCUAUUAUAGUAUAAAGGACUACGUAAUCAAUAAAAAAGCUUGGGUGUGAA
Molecule: messenger RNA, 1958 nt
Organism: Pararge aegeria (speckled wood butterfly)
Lineage: Eukaryota; Metazoa; Arthropoda; Insecta; Lepidoptera; Nymphalidae
Product: gastrula zinc finger protein XlCGF57.1-like
Exons: 4
Coding region: 115-1740 (541 amino acids)
Biological process (GO): regulation of transcription by RNA polymerase II
Cellular component (GO): nucleus
Molecular function (GO): RNA polymerase II cis-regulatory region sequence-specific DNA binding; DNA-binding transcription factor activity, RNA polymerase II-specific
Source: RefSeq, a predicted model, not a curated record